Culex quinquefasciatus (southern house mosquito) is the source of this 2266-nucleotide messenger RNA. It is a transcript of the gene Tmtc4, whose product is annotated as protein O-mannosyl-transferase TMTC4. The record is from RefSeq and is a predicted model, not a curated record. Gene Ontology annotation, molecular function: mannosyltransferase activity; protein binding. Gene Ontology annotation, biological process: protein O-linked glycosylation via mannose; endoplasmic reticulum unfolded protein response. Gene Ontology annotation, cellular component: endoplasmic reticulum. The coding region runs from base 109 to 2232 and encodes 707 amino acids. The transcript has 3 exons. NCBI's taxonomy places the organism in Eukaryota, Metazoa, Arthropoda, Insecta, Diptera, Culicidae.
UCUGUCACCUUUUGUUUGUGUUGCCAUUUGGCAGCGUCGCAAAAAGAAAACAGUUUCAAAAUGUAUUAGAUUUUGUACCCUUUUAAUCAUGUAGAACCACUCUUAAAAAUGGGAUUCAAACCUCACCCUAAAGUCCCGUCCUUUCUGCUGCCAACGAUUCGCUACGGUUUGUUGUUGUUGCUCUCUGCCGGCUGCUACUGGCACGCCCUGCCCGGAACCUUCGUGUUCGAUGACUCGGUGGCGAUCGUCAAGAACCCGGAUGUCACCGCGAAGGACACUCCGCUGGUGGACCUCUUCCGGCACGACUUUUGGGGCGCCAACCUGACCGAUCCCACGAGCCACAAAUCGUACCGACCGCUCACGAUCCUCAGCUUCCGGCAGGAGGUUCAAGCUUUUGGGCUGGACGCAACCCGGAUGAAGACCAUCAACUUUUGGCUGCACACCGUCAUUGGGCUGUUGCUGCCGAGCUUCUAUCGGGUGGUGGCUUCCGGUGGACGGAAGUUCCGUGGGGAGGCCUACCUGGCGGCGGUUCUGUUUGUGGUGCACCCGAUUCACACGGAGGCGGUUUCGGGCAUUGUGGGACGGGCGGAGCUGCUGGCCACGCUUUGGUUCGUGGUGGCCGUCCUCGUGUACGGCAGGUUGAUCAGAGCACGCGACACCUCACCAACCUUGCCGACCCACCUGGCCGUGCUAGCCUCCGUCAUCCUGCUCACAAUCCUCUCGGUCCUCUGCAAGGAAACCGGCAUCACCAUCCUGAUAACCUGCGCCGCCCUGGACAUCCUAACCCACACCAACCUUCACAACCCCUUCGCUUCGUUCCUCCGAAAUCGCCUGCUCAUGGCCCGCGUGACCACCCUACUCGCGGCAACCUGCGCCAUCGUGUACGCCCGCCUCUGGCUGCAGGACUUUAACCGACCCCAGUUCCGCGACAAGGACAACCCGGUCGCGGUCAGCGCUGGGGUCACGCGGUUUCUCUCGCAGAGCUAUCUGUACGCGUUGAACGCGUGGCUUCUGCUGUGUCCGGACUGGUUGAGCUUCGACUGGGCGCUGGAAUCGAUUGGGUUGGUUGGGGGGUUUUGGGAUUACAGGGCUUGGUUUGUGGGGGUAUUUUACGGGGUUGUUGGGGUUUUGGCGUGGCGGAAUCGAGCGAGGGGGGCGGUGUUGAAGGGGAUGGCGUUGACGGUUGUUCCGUUUUUGCCCGCGAGUGGGCUUGUGCGGGUUGGGUUUGUGAUUGCGGAACGCAUUUUGUACAUUCCAUCGCUGGGGUUUUGCUUUUUGGUGGCGGUUGGGUUCUACCGGUUGUUGAACGGUUGUAGAGGAGUGAGUCGGAGGGUGUGCGGGGUGGGGAUCGUCGUUACGUGUGUGCUGCUGGCCGCUCGAACUCACCAGCGAUCGUCGUACUGGGCUAACGAGCAUUUGCUGUUUCGGUCCGCGCUCCGGGUUGUACCGGGGAACGCCAAGGUGCACUAUAAUAUUGCGAGGUUGGCUACUGAUGAGGGUGAUCGGACGACGGCGUUCCAGUUCUACCGGCAGGCUAUUGAGUUGUAUCCAGAGUACGAGGCGGCCCACAUGAACUUGGGGAAUUUGUACCGGGAUGAGGGGAAGUACGAGCUGGCGCUGAAGCACUUGAAGAAGGCCAUCGAAAUCCACGAGGACUUUCAUACGGCCUGGAUGAACCUGGGAAUUGUCUACGCGGCCAUGAAGAACCACGCGGAAGCCCUGGUCUGCUACCAGAGGGCACUGCAGAGGCAGAAGCACUACCCCAAUUGUGUGUUCAACCUGGGGAAUCUCUACAACGACAUGGGCAACGCCAGCCUGGCCUUGGCCACGUGGAACGAAACGGUCCGCCAAGAUCCACAGCACAUCAAGGCGUGGAACAACAUGAUCAACGUGUACGACAACGCCAACCGCCAGCAGGAGAUCCUCGUCCUAACCCAUCGAGCCCUCGGCCACCUCCCGGACAAUCCAACCAUCCUCUCAUCCCGUGCCACCGCUCUGGCAAAGCUGGGCCGCUUCCUGGACGCCGAGCAGAUCUACGCCCAACUCGUCCACGCACAUCCCCGCGUCGAAAAGUACCUCCAGAACAUGGGCGUCCUGUACCACCGCUGGGGCAAGCUCGACAAAGCCGAACGACUGUACCGGCAGGCCCUCGCCCUCAACCCCAACUCCGACAUGGCCAAAAACAACCUAGCAAAGCUACUCUCGGCGCGACGAACGCCACGAACUACGUGAACAAUAAAUCGACAAACUUUUUAGUAAACCCGCA